GUUGCGUCCCCUGCACGUUAGCGUCUCCCAACGGUUGUUUUGGCACCGCACACCCUAUCUAUGGUAUAAAGUCCGCACUGCGCCUAUUGCGAACAUACUCCUAGCAGUACAACACCAACAUGACUUCAACCGUAGUUGUUCUCACUGCACUCCUCGCCGCUUUGGUCGGCCACUCUGCUGCUUCCGCAGUCGUUGCCGCCCCCGCUGCCUAUGUCAACUCUGCCCCGUACAACAUCCCGCCUUACGCAACCAGUGUCAAUGCAUACAGCCGCAGCCUCGUAUCUCCCUACGUUGCCGCCCCGUAUGCCGCAGCUCCCUAUGUAGCAGCAUACGCUAACCCCGCAUCCCCGUAUGUUGCUUCUCCAUAUGCCGCUCCGUACGUCGCAGCUCCUUACGCUGCCGCCCCUGUGGUCGCUGCCCCCUACGCGGCUGCCGCCCCCGUAGUCGCUGCCCCCUACGCGGCUGCCGCCCCUGUAGUCGCUGCCCCCUACGCGGCUGCUGCCCCUGUAGUCGCCGCCCCUGUAAAAUACGCCGCUGCCGCUGCAGUUCCAGCUGUCGUCCCUGCAGCCGUUCAAGGAAAAUAAAAACCAACAAUUAGAAUAACUUACUAAUAAACAGUUUCAAUCUUA
Homalodisca vitripennis (glassy-winged sharpshooter) is the source of this 629-nucleotide messenger RNA. RefSeq names its product nematocyst expressed protein 3-like. NCBI's taxonomy places the organism in Eukaryota, Metazoa, Arthropoda, Insecta, Hemiptera, Cicadellidae. The transcript is spliced from 2 exons. The record is from RefSeq and is a predicted model, not a curated record. Bases 120 to 584 code for a protein of 154 amino acids.